Messenger RNA from Fraxinus pennsylvanica, 915 nucleotides. The record is from the annotation of a GenBank genome assembly. Lineage: Eukaryota; Viridiplantae; Streptophyta; Magnoliopsida; Lamiales; Oleaceae.
AUGGCGGAAGGUGAGGAUAUUCAGCCUCUUGUGUGUGACAAUGGAACAGGAAUGGUUAAGGCUGGCUUUGCUGGAGAUGAUGCUCCAAGGGCCGUCUUUCCCAGCAUUGUGGGACGACCUCGACACACUGGUGUAAUGGUUGGCAUGGGCCAAAAGGAUGCUUAUGUUGGAGAUGAGGCUCAAUCAAAGAGAGGUAUUUUGACAUUGAAGUACCCAAUUGAGCAUGGAAUUGUUAGCAAUUGGGACGAUAUGGAGAAAAUUUGGCAUCAUACAUUCUAUAACGAACUUCGCGUGGCUCCAGAAGAGCAUCCAAUUCUAUUGACCGAAGCUCCUCUCAAUCCCAAGGCCAAUCGUGAAAAAAUGACUCAAAUCAUGUUCGAGACAUUUAACACCCCUGCCAUGUAUGUUGCCAUCCAGGCCGUUCUUUCCCUAUAUGCCAGUGGUCGUACAACGGGAAUUGUUCUCGACUCUGGGGAUGGUGUAAGCCACACAGUCCCUAUCUAUGAAGGUUAUGCCCUUCCGCAUGCGAUCCUGCGUCUCGAUCUGGCGGGGCGUGACCUCACUGAUAACCUCAUGAAGAUACUGACUGAGAGAGGCUACUCUUUCACCACAUCAGCAGAGCGUGAAAUAGUAAGGGACAUAAAAGAGAAGUUAGCCUACAUUGCUCUUGAUUACGAACAAGAAUUGGAAACAGCAAAGACGAGCUCAUCUGUGGAGAAGAACUAUGAACUGCCUGGACAGAUGGAUCAGCUCGUAGCACUGGUCGAUGAGGAUGUUGAGAAGGUGAAAUUGCGGAAAAGACAUGUCAAGACUGAACUCUGGCCACUUGAGGUGAAGGAAAUGGAGAGACAGGAUUGUAUGAGAAAUAGAAUGCUGAAAGCUAUUUCAGGGAUAGCCGAUGGUAAACCUGUAUAA